Messenger RNA from Suillus bovinus, 633 nucleotides. RefSeq lists its product as uncharacterized. Gene Ontology annotation, molecular function: Atg12 transferase activity. Bases 1 to 633 code for a protein of 210 amino acids. The transcript is spliced from 3 exons. Gene Ontology annotation, cellular component: intracellular anatomical structure. The record is from RefSeq and is a predicted model, not a curated record. Lineage: Eukaryota; Fungi; Basidiomycota; Agaricomycetes; Boletales; Suillaceae. Gene Ontology annotation, biological process: protein lipidation; protein modification by small protein conjugation; macroautophagy.
AUGACCGCAAUGUUCACUCGACAGCAGUUUGACGAAGCAUGCCGGGAGUUCAUUCACACUCAUCAAUCUGUAUCUUCUGCAUAUGGAGCUAGGCUUUCGGGAUGGUGUUGGAAAGAGCAUCAUACAGUGCCAGGCUUCGGCUACAUGCACCGGAUUAUCACUUUGAACUGGCGUCACCCAGCGUCAGCCGAUGCAUUCCUUGAGAUUGAGGACAGUUUGGACGUCGUCGACGAUGGGACAACUGUCUCCCAUGACUGUCCUGAUACGUUGGCUUGUCAUCAGUAUGUGGUGUUAUCGGCAACUUUCCGUGUACCAACAUUUUAUUUCUCCAUCCAUGGUUCGAGCGGUUCUCCACUACAGCUGACUGAUAUCAUGCAAACUUCUCUUCUUCGUGAAGAUGUGUGUGAGGGGACAGUCGCUACGACAUUUGCUGUAUCGCAUCCGGCAAUGAAUUUCCCUCUCCUAUCUCAAGGAGAACACCCAACGCUAGGCACACCCUGUUGGUACUUUCACCCAUGCGAAACUGCCAGUGCAGUCGAGGAAAUCCUCAAGGAGUCAGAGGAAAACAGUAGGAGACCGCUGAGUUGGAUGGAGGCUUGGUUCGCAGUGUUAAGCACAGCCGUAGACAUGUAG